This is a messenger RNA of Eleginops maclovinus (Patagonian blennie), 1567 nucleotides long. It is a transcript of the gene igfbp7, whose product is annotated as insulin-like growth factor binding protein 7. Gene Ontology annotation, cellular component: extracellular region. Gene Ontology annotation, molecular function: insulin-like growth factor binding. NCBI's taxonomy places the organism in Eukaryota, Metazoa, Chordata, Actinopteri, Perciformes, Eleginopidae. The transcript has 6 exons. Bases 211 to 1356 code for a protein of 381 amino acids. The record is from RefSeq and is a predicted model, not a curated record. Gene Ontology annotation, biological process: regulation of signal transduction; regulation of cell growth.
UGAAUUUUGUGUUACAUUUUUCAACAACUGUUAAACUGUAACAGUCAGACAUUAAACAGUUACAUGUGAUUAAUCUGCUGCUGUGUGAGUUUCAGUAAACAGGAUGUGCAGAUGUCUCUGAAGCAUUUCCUGUUUAUAAUCACAGGUCAGAAAUAACUGAAGAUGUCCUGUUCUGUGUUUAUGACCUGAAUGAAGGGAAACAGGUUUUAAAUGAUAUAUAAGAUCAUUUUAUCUAAAUAUUAUAAAUAUUGCAAUUAUUACUAUUCUUUUUGUUUAACAAGUAUUUUUAUUAUUUUAGUUUUGUAUUCUUAUUCAUUUUUGUUUUUUAUAUUCAUUUUUAUUAAUAUUUUCAUUCAUUUUAAUUAUUAUGAUGAUGAUGAUGAUGUUGACGCAAUGUGUGUUCCCGCCCUGGGUUUGGUCUGUAAGGAGGAGUCGGCUCUAAAGCCUCCCCCCCGCUCUCAGAGAACAGAACAGAAGGAGAGAGACAGCAACACGGUAGGACUGUCUGUGAGAAUCAUCAUGAGGUCUGUAACGGUCUUGCUGUCUCUAUUGGUGCUGGUCCUGGUGUCGGUCCCGGUGGGGGGGGCGCCGGGUUGCGGCCCUUGUGAUAAGGCCCAGUGUGCGGCCCUGCCAGAAGGGGGGUGUGGAGGAGGAGGGGUCCUGCUGGACGCAUGUGGCUGCUGCUCGCUUUGCGCCACUGUUGAGGGCGAACCAUGCGGCGGCCGCCGUGCUACCGCGCUCCGCCGCUGCGGUGCCGGGCUGGAAUGCGUGAGAGGCGGCGCAGACAAGAAGAAGGCGAGCGGGGUCUGCGUCUGCAAGAGCGACUACCAGGUGUGCGGCUCCGACGGGUCCACCUACAGCAGCGGCUGCAGCCUGAAGGCAGCCAGCCUGGCAGCCCAGGGCCAGGGCAAAGAACCCAUCAGUCUGAAGAAUAAGGGACGCUGCGCCUCAGCCCCAGUGAUCGUCACCCCCCCUGGUCAGGUGUACAAUGUGAGCGGCUCUCAGGUGUAUCUCAGCUGUGAGGCGGUCGGCGUCCCAACACCGGUCCUCACCUGGAAGAAGGUCGUCGGUGUGAGGAAGAAGAUGGAGCUUCUUCCCGGAGACAGAGACAACCUGGCCAUCCAGACGAGAGGCGGGCCCGAGAAACACGAAGUGACCGGCUGGGUGCUGAUCUCUCCUCUGACCAAAGAAGAGGAAGGGUCGUACGAGUGUCACGCCGCCAACGCCAGAGGAGAGGCGUCCGCGGUUGGAGCGAUUCAUCUCGUCGAGUCCAUCGACGACAUCGUCCGGACAGUUUUCACACUUGGGACAGAAAGCAGACGCAUCCCAGAAGACCUGAGACUCCUGGAUGGUUGAUCAUUUGGCAGGAGAUCGUUAAAGUAUUUUGGGCCUAACCCAUGUGAUGCUUUAAAAACCAGCAGCAGUAUUUUAAAAUCAAUUCUUUGACCGACAGGAAGCCAGUGUAGAGAUUUCAGAACUGGAAUGAUGUGGUCCACUCCCUUAGUGUUAGUGAGGACUCGAGCAGCAGUGUUCUGAAUAAGCUGGAGCUUUCUGUUAGAUUCUUUUU